UUUUAAUUUCGGAGUUGGCGUUUACUUAACCGGGCCUUCGUCUGGUUUUGUGAUCCCCUGUACAUACUCUAGCCCCCUACGUCAUGUCAUAUCCAGCGUGAGAAUUGCGGAGCUGGCUUCGGAGCUCUCCUGAAGCCCAGAAUCUGAGCCCUCGACAAUAUGGCUGCUCCCGUCGUCCAGGUCGCCCCUCAGGAUGGAAUAGAUGCCCCCAUACCCUUAUUAGCACCUGAGAUCCAAGCAGAGGCGAGCGGGCCAGCUCUGUCACGUGGAGACGUUUGGUUCGUCACUCCUUUGCCAAAGGUCCAGGUAUUCCUUCUGGCCUUUGCGUCGCUGUCUGAUCCUGUAAUCGUCACUUUUGUGUAUCCUUUUAUCAAUGAAAGAAUCGGUGAUAUAUCAAAUUCUCCUGAACAACUAGCUCGUUGGUCUGGUCUCAUCUUUGGAUGCUAUGCUUUGGCACAGUUCCUUUUCGUGUAUGUAUGGGGAGCAUUGUCCGAUAGGGUUGGUCGCAGGCCUAUUAUUAUGGCAUGCCUCACGAUAUGUACUGUUUCAACUGUCGUGUUCGGGGUUGUCGAGAAGUAUUGGCAAAUGUUGCUCUCAAGGACGAUAUCUGGUAUAAGUUAUGGCGACGUCCCAGUCAUCCGAAGUGCCAUGGGCGACGUCACCGAUUCUACUAAUCAAGCAAGGGCCUUUUCAUUCAUCCCUUUGUGUUGGACGAUUGGCUCUACCAUUGCCCCUUUGAUAGGGGGCUUCCUGAGCCAUCCGGAAAGGCGUUUCCCAGAUCGUUUCAAAAAUUCGCAAUAUUUCCUUGACCAUCCUUAUGCGCUCCCAUGUUUCGUGGCCGCUAUUGUUCCCGCAAUUUCCUUCAUUUUCAUCACAUUGUUCUUUCGAGAAACGCUUCCGAGCCAUCCUUUAACGAAUACCCUUAAACAUGAGGAGGAGAGCCGUCUGCUUUCACCCCAAGCCUUAUCUAUGGCUGGGGUGAAUUAUGGAAGCACCGGAGUGACCAGGCUAUCGAUACGGCCUCUAUCCCAGUCCGAGGAACAAAGAGCCGCGGCAUCUACUACACCUCCUUCCCAACCUGAGGACCAUACGUCCGUUAGGCAGAUUCUCAAAGAUCCUAUCGUGCGCGGCGUGGUAUUAUCCUAUGGUUUAUUGGCGAUGAUCUCCACUUCGAACGAUUACAUAUUCGCACUCUGGAUGUAUAUCGCAGUCGAUCACGGGGGAAUAAGUCUUACGCCUGCUCAAAUUGCAACCGCUCUUAGCAUAGGCUCAAUCAUGGGCACGCUCAUGCUCGCUUUUGUGUUCCCACCUCUUCAUAAAAAAGUGGGCACAUUGAAGAUAUAUCGUGUCGCCAUGGUGUUCGAUUUUAUCUUCAUUCUUUUGUAUCCUGCCGUUCACGCCAUCGCCGCCGCUACAGUCGAAACGAGACACCAUGAACAUACCGGGUCAUUUCGCCACUUUCCGGACCCUGCACACGAUGCAGGCUUCGGAGGGGAGUCAGGGGAGUCAUGGCAUGAUGUUCCUUUCUGGCUAAAAUUUGGAGUGGCCGUAAUGCUUAUUGUGAAAGCAAUUGCUAGUCUUACCUGGGGAUCCAAUGCAAUUCUCGUAACCGCUGCAGCGCCCUCUGCACACUGUUUGGGCAAAGUUAACAGUCUUGCUCUGAUGACCGCAAGCGCAGCCCGAACAAUAGGUCCGCCAAUGUAUGCUUCGAUAUUUGCGCUUUCUAUGAACCGACACGUUCUCGGAGGGACUUGGCUUAUCUGGAUUUUUAUGGGUGCCAUGGCCUUAGCAUCUCUGGCGGUCAGUUUCGUGGUUCAGGAAGGUAAUCGACCGUGGAGGCAUCUAAACCCCGGUGAUCGGACACCGUUACACCGUUCGGAGUAGUGCGUUUCCUAUGUGCCUCUUUGUUGUAUGCGUAUCCCCUCGCCAUAGAUGCCUCGUCCUUGCCGCUAAGUGCCUGCGCAUGACUUCACUGCACGCAAACUAUCAUGCACCAAGGCUCCCCUUUUUCGACGAUUAAGGCCGCCAGUGAUCAACUUCUUUGACGUUAAGAGCUGUAAGAGGCCAUCGGACACAAAGUCAGUCCGUGAAGACAAACUGAACGUUGAAGCACUCACGUCCUUUGCCUAUAAAAGCUGCAGGCUCCGUCUCAAUCACCUCCAUUCGAAUCUUCCAUCUCAUGCCUAGUCGUCUCCUCCAACUUGGACUGC
Messenger RNA from Cantharellus anzutake, 2210 nucleotides. RefSeq names its product major facilitator superfamily domain-containing protein. The transcript is spliced from 11 exons. The coding region runs from base 160 to 1884 and encodes 574 amino acids. NCBI's taxonomy places the organism in Eukaryota, Fungi, Basidiomycota, Agaricomycetes, Cantharellales, Hydnaceae. Gene Ontology annotation, molecular function: transmembrane transporter activity. The record is from RefSeq and is a predicted model, not a curated record. Gene Ontology annotation, biological process: transmembrane transport.